AUGUAUUGCAGACACUACAAGGGCCCUGAAGAUAAGCCUGUGGGUUAUAAAAACAGCAGCAGCCCUGUUGUCCUAAGGUACCUUAUACUUAUUCUCUUUUGUGUACAACAUGUAUAUGGAGGUGGAAAGAAAUACAUCGGUCCUUGUGGAGGAAGAGAUUGCUCCAUUUGCCAGUGCUUUCCUGAUAAGGGCUCUCGGGGUCAACCAGGACCACUAGGGCCACAGGGUCCAAUAGGGCCCUUGGGGCCCCCUGGGCCCAUUGGGAUUCCAGGAGAGAAAGGACUGAGAGGUGACAUUGGCCUUCCAGGAGCAGCAGGGGAGAAAGGAGAUAAGGGUCCAACUGGUGUUCCUGGAUUUCCAGGUUUGGAUGGUGUACCUGGUCACCCAGGGCCUCCUGGAUCCAGAGGCAAACCUGGCUUGAACGGCUACAAUGGCUCAAGAGGUGAUCCAGGGUUUCCAGGACACAGAGGAGCUCCUGGCUCGGGAGGCCCCCCAGGCCUUCCUGGAGAAUAUGGAGAAAAAGGAGAUUCAGUGUUCAUUUUAGGUAUCAUUAAAGGUAUUCAGGGAGACAGAGGGGACCCAGGACCACCUGGCUUACCAGGACCUAGGGGUACAAGAGGACCAGCCGGCCCCAUGGGAUAUCCUGGAGCACCAGGGUUAGUGGGACUUCCGGGCCAUCCUGGGAAUCCAGGUUUGAAGGGCAAUCCUGGUGUAGGAGUGAAAGGUCAGAUGGGAGACCCGGGUGAGGUUGGCCAGCAAGGUUUUCCUGGACCCACCUUAUUGAUAGAGCCCCCUGAUUCUAGUCUCUACAAAGGAGAGAAGGGUAUAAAAGGAAUUCAUGGGAUGACUGGAUUGCCGGGACCACCAGGACAUAAGGGAGAGCCUGGUAUUGGUGAAAAAGGAGAGAAGGGUAUUCCUGGAUUCCCAGGACCUCGGGGUGACCCUGGUUCCUACGGAUCUCCAGGUUUUCCAGGAUUAAAGGGAGAACAAGGACCGGUUGGAGAUCCUGGGCUGUUUGGAUUUCUUGGCCCAAAGGGGGAUCCUGGAGACCGUGGGUACCCUGGACCACCAGGUGUUUUGGUAACUCCAUCUCUUCCACUCAAAGGUCCUCCAGGGGACCCAGGGUUCCCUGGCCGCUAUGGAGAAAUGGGGGCUGUUGGACCACCGGGUCCCCCAGGUCACCCUGGCAGACCAGGAGACACUUGUCCAGGCAUGGUGGGACCCCCUGGGCCACCAGGGUUUCCUGGUCCUCCAGGGUUUCCUGGGCUAGCGGGUAUUCCUGGGAGACCUGACUCUGCCCCAGGAAAGCCGGGGAGGCCAGGACUACCUGGCCAGGCUGGAGCUCCAGGGCUGCAGGGACGCCCAGGAUCAGAUGCGAUAUAUUGUAGUGCUGGGCACCCGGGACCACCAGGAAUAAAGGGCAAAGUAGGUCCCCCAGGAGGAAGAGGCUCAAAAGGAGAAAAAGGAAAUGAAGGACUCUGUGCCUGCCAACCUGGUCCUGUGGGCCCGCCUGGCCCUCCAGGACUUCCUGGGAGGCAAGGGAGUAAAGGAGACUUAGGACUGCCUGGCUUUCUUGGAGAAAGAGGUGACCCAGGCCCUCCUGGUCCUGAAGGAUCUCCAGGGCCACCAGGAAAACCUGGUGCUUCGGGACGCCCUGGUGACAAAGGAGCCAAAGGUGACAUGGUUGUAUCCAGAGUUAAAGGGCACAAAGGAGAAAGAGGACCUGAUGGGCCCCCAGGGUUUCCAGGAGAGCACGGGCAACAUGGUCAGGAUGGACAUGCUGGAGAAAAGGGGGAUCCGGGACCCCGGGGGGAUCAUGAAGAUGCAGCCCCAGGUGGUAAAGGUUUUCCUGGACUACCAGGCUCCCCUGGGAAAGCAGGACCUGUGGGGCCUCCAGGACUGGGAUUUCCUGGUCCACCGGGAGAGAGAGGUCCACCAGGAGUUCCAGGCCACCCAGGUCUGAGGGGGCCCUCUGGCUUGAAGGGGCAGAAAGGUGACACCAUCCUUUGUAAUGUAACCUAUCCUGGGAGGCCCGGCUCUCCAGGUUCUGAUGGACCUCCAGGUCCAAAGGGAUUUCCAGGUCCUCCGGGGGCUCCUGGACCAAGGUGUCCGGAUGGGCAGAAAGGCCAAAGGGGCAAACCAGGAAUACCAGAAAUACCAGGUCCACCUGGUUUUCGUGGUGACAUGGGUGAUCCAGGCUUGGGAGGUGAAAAGGGAUCCUCCCUUAUUGGGCCCCCGGGCCUUCCUGGGCCACCUGGAGUGAAAGGUCAGAAAGGAAUCCCCGGAGAUCAUGCAUUUGGCCCCCCAGGACCCCCUGGAGACAGAGGUCUUUCAGGAGUUCCAGGGAUAAAAGGACCCAAAGGCCAACCUGGAUGCCCAGGGACAGAAGGGGUAGCUGGUGUUCCUGGACUCCCAGGUCUGAAAGGUCCCAAAGGCAGAGGAGGAAUUUCUGGAUUUCCAGGUAUCCCAGGGGAGCCUGGUCAUUCCUGUGAGAGAGGUGCACCAGGAAUCCCAGGCCAACCAGGACUCCCUGGGGCUCCAGGUAGUCCAGGUGCCCCAGGUUGGAAAGGGCAGCAAGGAGAUAUGGGGCCUCCUGGGCCAGCUGGAAUGAAGGGCCUCCCUGGGCUCCCAGGAUUGCCAGGUGCAGGUGGACUCCCAGGACCUCCAGGAAUCCCAGGACCCUUUGGGGAAGAUGGGCUGCCUGGUCUUCCAGGCCCAAAGGGACCCCAGGGGCUGCCUGGCUUCGCAGGUUUUCCCGGAGAGAGAGGAAAACCAGGUCCAGAAGGACAACGUGGAAGAAAGGGAGAGACUGGAGCCAAGGGCUGGCCUGGCUUCCCGGGAGAGCAGGGGGCAAGAGGUGUCAAAGGAGCAAGAGGACCUCCUGGAAAUGAAGGAGAGAUGGCCAUCAUUUCCAAGAAGGGGAAACCUGGGGAAGCUGGGCCUCCUGGGGACAAUGGCUUCCCAGGAGAGAGAGGUGAUACAGGAAGUCCUGGAAUGCAAGGGAGAAGAGGAGAGCCAGGAAGAUAUGGCCCACCUGGAUUCCACAGAGGGGAGCCUGGUCGAAAUGGGCAGCAUGGGCUUCCUGGACCCCCUGGUCCUCCAGGCUCACCUGGCCUAAGAGGGAUCAUUGGCUUUCCAGGGUUUCCAGGAGACCAGGGUGAGCUGGGCUAUCCAGGCCCCCCUGGAUUUUCAGGAAUUGAUGGAGCAAGAGGACCUAAAGGAAGCAAAGGUGAGCCUGCCAGCCAGCGUGGCCCACCUGGUCCUAAGGGUGACCCAGGCAGCCCUGGAUGUCAAGGACAUGUUGGAGCCCCUGGACAUCAAGGCCUGCCUGGAGUUCAAGGACUGAAAGGACCAUCAGGAAAGCCAGGCCUGCCUGGCUCGUUGGGACCACCAGGGUGUCCAGGUGAUCAGGGGAUGCCUGGGCAGAAGGGCCAUCCAGGAGAAAUGGGAGAGCCUGGGUCCACAGGUCUCCGGGGGGAUCCAGGGCUACCAGGACCUCCAGGAAUAAAAGGUCCUUCGGGGUCUCCUGGCCUGGACGGUUUGCAUGGUUUGAAGGGUCAGAAAGGAAGCAAAGGUGCCUCAGGUUUACAUGAAAUGGGCCCACCCGGUCCAGUGGGACUCCCUGGGCUAAAAGGGGAGACAGGAGACCCUGGAAGCCCAGGAAUUUCUCCUCCUGGCCUUUUUGGUGAAAAAGGUCUCCCAGGUCCCCCAGGGAGACCCGGACCACCUGGUCCAGCAGGCGUUCCAGGAAGACCUCCUAAGGGUGACAUUCCUGACCCAGGUCCACCUGGAGAUCAGGGACCUCCUGGCCCUGAUGGUGCAAGAGGUGCACCCGGGCCUCCAGGACCUCCUGGGAGUGUUGACUGCCUGAGAGGGGAACCAGGUGACUGUGGUCUGCCAGGGCCACCGGGGCCACCAGGUCCCCCAGGCCCUCCAGGGUGCCAGGGUGUUCCAGGAUGUGAUGGAAAAGAGGGCCAAAAAGGACCAAUGGGGUUUCCAGGGCCUCCAGGGCCACCUGGUCUUCUGGGGCCACCUGGAGAGAAGGGUUUACCUGGACCUCCAGGUAGAAAAGGGCCCACAGGUCCUCCAGGUCCCAGAGGUGAACCAGGGCCACCUGCAGAUGUGGAUGCCUGUCCCCGGAUCCCAGGGCUUCCUGGAGUGCCAGGCACAAGAGGACCAGAAGGAGCUGUGGGGCUCCCAGGACAGAGAGGCCCCCCAGGACUAGGGUGCAAAGGAGAACCUGGACUGGAUGGCAGGAAGGGCAAUGAUGGUGUCCCUGGGCCUCCUGGACCUCCUGGACACAAAGGUGAUGCUGGAGAGGCUGGUUGCCCUGGAGCCCCAGGCCCUCCUGGUUCCCCUGGUGAUCCUGGGCCCAGAGGAGUUGGCCCUGGAUACCUCAGUGGCUUCCUCCUAGUACUCCACAGUCAGACAGCUCAAGAACCCUCCUGCCCUGUGGGCAUGCCCCAGCUCUGGACCGGGUAUAGUCUGUUAUACCUGGAAGGCCAAGAGAAAGCUCACAAUCAAGACCUUGGUCUGGCGGGGUCUUGCCUUCCGAUGUUUAGCACCCUGCCCUUUGCCUACUGCAACAUCCACCAAGUGUGCCACUACGCCCGGAGGAACGACAAGUCCUACUGGCUAGCCAGCGCAGCGCCCCUCCCCAUGAUGCCCCUCGCAGAGGAGGACAUCCGCCCGUACAUCAGCCGCUGUGCCGUGUGCGAGGCCCCCGCACAGGCGGUGGCGGUGCACAGCCAGGAUCAGACCAUCCCCCCGUGUCCACGGGCCUGGAGGAGCCUCUGGAUCGGGUACUCCUUCCUGAUGCACACAGGAGCUGGGGACCAAGGAGGAGGGCAGGCCCUCAUGUCGCCUGGCAGCUGCCUGGAAGAUUUCAGAGCGGCACCGUUCCUUGAAUGCCAGGGCCGGCAGGGAACUUGCCACUUUUUCGCAAAUGAGUACAGCUUCUGGCUGACGUCGGUGCAACCAGACAUGCAGUUUUCCUCCGCCCCCUCACCAGACACCUUGAAAGAAGGCCAGGCCCAGCGCCAGAAAAUCAGCAGGUGCCAGGUCUGUGUGAAGUAUAGCUAGAGAAGGCGGAACUCAUCAGCGUGUGCCAAGAGACACUUCGGAGGGAGCUCAGGCUUCCCAGGCUGUGCUAAGAGAUUCACUGGUGCUAUUCUGGACCCCACUUCAUUUUCAGCUGUUCCCUGUCUCAAGGUGGUCAUUCCCAGAGUCCUCCAGGUCCUCCUCCCUCCUUCCUUACAGAUUAAGCAAAGGUUACAUGGUGGAUUUGUUUUUACCCACUAAUCUAGAUGAAGCCCACAUAUUCUUACUUUGUUGGGGAUGGUGGAGUAUAGG
Marmota flaviventris (yellow-bellied marmot) is the source of this 5352-nucleotide messenger RNA. RefSeq names its product collagen type IV alpha 4 chain (gene Col4a4). The record is from RefSeq and is a predicted model, not a curated record. Gene Ontology annotation, molecular function: extracellular matrix structural constituent. Gene Ontology annotation, cellular component: collagen trimer. NCBI's taxonomy places the organism in Eukaryota, Metazoa, Chordata, Mammalia, Rodentia, Sciuridae.